AUGGCGGCGGAGUCUGGUCGCCUUUCGCAGAAUCUGCAGUGCGCCGUGCUUAGCUUAAGCAAUGGCGCCAACGCCUCCGCCUGCUGCAUCUUUCCUCGCAACUCGCACCAAGUUGCGGCAACGAUUCAACUGCUCAACGAGCUCGAGGUGUGCUUCCAGGUCACCACCGCCAACGGCCCUUCGAACGAGCACGAAAGCAUCGGCCGCACCACAGCAUCUAUCUGCCUGGAGAACAUCAACGACAUCACGCCCUAUCUCUCCAUCGGAGCAGUCUGGCUAGGUGUUGGUGCUUUGUACGGUGCUGUAUACCCAGCGCUUGAACGCUACGGCUGGCUCGUACCAGGCAGCAGGUCAGCAACGACGUCUGUGGGAGCACAUAUCCUCAGCGGAGGCUUCAGCUGGUUCGCGAAUGAGCUUGGCUGGACCUGUGACCAGAUUCAAGAGGCAGAGAUUGUGACUCCAGCAGGACGGAGCCACCGUGAGCUUUUCCGAGCCAUCAAAGGAUCAUGUGGUUCUCUCGGCAUCAUCACAAAGGUCAAGUUCGGUCUCAAGCCGGCGGCGCGCAUACACUUUGACACCUUCUGCUAUGACGUCGAGGCCGCGCCUGCAGUAUUCGGAGCGUUGCAAAAGAUCACAGACAUCACUAGAGCGCCGCAUGCACAGGGUUAUGUGACCGCGACAUGGACGCAGGGCUUGCAUGAAUGGAUGGUCAUUACACAUCUCAGUGACACUCGAGGCAUGAUUGCCUUUGCAGAGCUGGACGCAUUUACAACCAUACCUCCGGCAACAGCGGCAUCUCGUGAUACCAAAGCGAGUGUGGCAGCUAUCGCUAACGAUAAUGAGGCUCCCCAAGGAUUGCGGCACUGCCAGUGCACACUCACGUGCCAGAUGAGCGCCGACAUCAUGUCCAGUCUCUUUGACAUAGCGAAAGAUUGGGUCAGCAACACGGAGAUGGACGUCAGAAGCGUGUUCAAGAUCUUGUUCCAGCCACUCACCGCCUCCCACAUCUCGCAUGGAAAGAACUCGAACGCCUUCGAGCUGGACGAAAGGGAUGGGCCUCUACUCGUCAUUCGUGCAGAGCUAUGGUGGUUUGGCGAGGGAGAAGACGACUACUUCGAGGAGAGUCUGGUAGACCUUAUAACUUUGUGGACGUUCCAGCUAGGCACCAUUGCGGCGAGGCAUGAGUUUGUCUAUCCAAACUAUGCUGGGAGGCAUCAGAAUCCUUGUGAUAGCAGGAGCGAGGAGGCGAAGGCGAGGAUGGAGCCUGUUAGGGCGAGGUAUGAUCCGGAUAAGGUGUGGGAGCGUCUUGUGGUGGGAGGGCGGCAUGUUUAA
Messenger RNA from Fulvia fulva, 1332 nucleotides. Its product is annotated as FAD-dependent monooxygenase sdcF. Bases 1 to 1332 code for a protein of 443 amino acids. NCBI's taxonomy places the organism in Eukaryota, Fungi, Ascomycota, Dothideomycetes, Mycosphaerellales, Mycosphaerellaceae. The transcript has 3 exons. The record is from RefSeq and is a predicted model, not a curated record. Gene Ontology annotation, molecular function: flavin adenine dinucleotide binding.